This is a messenger RNA of Chiloscyllium plagiosum (whitespotted bambooshark), 3157 nucleotides long. NCBI's taxonomy places the organism in Eukaryota, Metazoa, Chordata, Chondrichthyes, Orectolobiformes, Hemiscylliidae. The record is from RefSeq and is a predicted model, not a curated record.
GGAAACAGUAAAACGCAAGUCUGUGCACAGGAAGCAUUAGCUAUACCUAAGUAAAAGAGUCAGCUGAGAUAGCUGCUGGCUUCAGCAUACGAGUGCCAUUAUGAUGAAUGUUUACAGCACUUCAACUAGAGCCAAUUAUCCUUUUUGUGGGAGGCCUGAUGAUUUGCUCACGUUGGUAGCUUGUACAAAGCAACAGUGCAUUCAGAAAUGGAGUAGCUGAGGAAAAUGUCUAUGAGCAGAAAUUUUCCUUGGACAGGAAUUCAAAGAAACAACUAAUUCUAUUACUUGUCAUAAAUGUGAUGGAAUAGGUGAAAAGGAUCAGGCAUUUCCUAAUAUUCAUUUGAUGUAGAAUAUAGACAAAAGGAUGUUAUGACAGUCCACAGUUGAGGCAUGAUGAAUACCCAUAUGCAGUGAAGGCACCACUUUCCUUCAGGGAGUCCAGACAAAUAAACAUCUGCAGUUGAAGCAGGUUUAGAAGCUUGGGGGCAACAAGACUCAAGAAAGAGCAGAGGCAGAGGUGAAUACCAGUGGCUGCUGGCAAUAUAUUUGGGCAACGGCUGAAUCCGAGACACUGCACGUGUAAUGUCUCCCACCCACCCUCCUCCUCUCACCAAGAAAAGGACUCUGUAGUGGGUUGAUAAGGAAACUUCAAAGUUAGGAUUAUCAUGAGACUAUAUUGGAAAUGUGCAGAGAAAAUGAGAUGCUUUCGGAAGCGCUCAACGAUUCCAGCGUUGGCCCUCCUUGCGAUUUGUCUCCUUUGCUUGAAUCUAUAUAUGGAAGAGGACAGAUACGUAAUGGCUGGAGAGCAAAGACUGACAAGAGAAAUAACUUCACAUCAGCUUAACUCUGAAAAAUAUGUCCAUUCGUUCAAAGAUUUAACUAACCUGUCAGGAGCAAUAAAUGUCACCUAUCGUUAUCUUGCAGGUUUUCCUAUACCUAGAAAAAAAUAUUUAACAAUAGGAUUGUCAUCAGUGAAAAGGAAAAGAGGAAACUACCUACUAGAAACAAUUAAAUCUAUUUUUGACCAAUCCAGCUAUGAAGAACUGAAUGAAAUUGUAGUUAUUGUACACUUAGCAGACUUUGAUCUCUCAUGGUGUGAAGACAUUGUCCAAGAAGUCUCCAGAAAAUUUGGCCAUCACAUCAUUUCUGGUCGAUUGAUGGUUAUUCAUACUCUUGAGGAGUAUUACCCAAGUUUAGAUGGCCUCAAAAGAAACUACAAUGACCCAGAAGAUCGGGUGAAAUUUCGAUCAAAGCAAAAUGUAGAUUACGCAUUUCUGCUUAAUUUCUGUGCCAAUUUAUCAGACUACUAUGUAAUGUUAGAAGAUGACAUUCAUUGCUCAAAAAACUUCCUAUCUGCUAUUAAAAAAGUCAUUACCUCAAGGAAAGGCUCCUAUUGGGUGACACUGGAGUUUUCAAAAUUGGGAUAUAUUGGAAAACUUUACCAUUCACAUGACCUGCCUCGACUGGCACAAUUUUUAUUAAUGUUUUAUCAGGAAAUGCCAUGUGACUGGUUACUAAUUCAUUUCCAAGGGCUACUUGCCCAAAAGGAUAUCAUACGGUUUAAGCCUUCUUUGUUUCAGCACAUGGGAUAUUAUUCCUCAUUCAGAGGAACAGAAAACAAACUUAAGGAUGAUGAUUUUGAAGAAGAUUCCUUUGAUAUUCCUGACAAUCCGCCUGCGACGCUUUACACAAACAUGAAUGUGUUUGAACAUUACGAUCCUCGUAAAGCAUACAGCAAUGUAGACGAGUACUUCUGGGGGAAAUCUACUUCAGCCGGAGAUUACUUUCUUAUUGUGCUGGACAAACCAACUAAAAUUGACAAACUGAAAAUCCAAACAGGAACUGAUGAUAGACAAAAUGAUAUUUUGCAUCACGGAGCACUAGAGGUUGGUCAAAAUGUGCAAAUAGCAAAGAAAGGAAAGCAGUGUUCUAGCUAUGUCAAACUGGGCGAGUUUCAACAUGGAAAUAUUGAGAUUAAGGAUAUUGGUCACAAAGUUGAAUUUGACAUUCACUGCAUUCGGAUAUUAGUAACAGAAAGCCAAAAGGAAUGGCUGAUUAUCAGGAGUAUCAGCAUUUGGACCAAUCAGCCAUCAAGUUAGACCAUUCAAUGUUAUCCCAUGGAAAUUGAUACAAGAGAUUUUGUAAAUCUGAAAACAAAAUCAAGGCAGCUGAUGAAAAUUUAUCAUGUAAUGAUUUGAAAUUUACCUUCUAAAAUAAGAAAAACAUGAAUUGUAUUGGAUGAGAAUAAGCAGUAGACUCGAACUGUCAUCCAGGAAUAAGUUUUCAUGGAAAAGGGUAGAAAAAGGAAUUUUGUGCUCCAAGGUAAUUAGGCUGUAUUCAUAAAUAAUUUCAUGCCUGUCCAAAAGUAGCAGAGGGAGGAAUUUCUGAUGAAUUAUUAAACCUUUUGCUGCUAGUAUCCUACGUUGUAAAUUCAAGCCUUUUUCUUUUAUUAAUUUGUUUUUCCUAUCAGCUUGCAUUGCUAUUGUGAUUAUUCUUAGAUAUUUACAAAUGAGAUGGCAAACUAAUCAUGAUAAUUCACAUAAUAAAAGAGCACACUUACUGAACCAUUGAAACAAAACGUUAGUUUUCUUCAGCUGCUGAAGUUUUGUUUUUAAGCAGAACAGGAUGUCUGUUAUUUAAAGAAUGACUAUCAGAUCUGCAUAUGUUCUUAGUAGUCUUGAAUGAAUUAUAAUACUUUAUUGACAAAGUAUCCCACAGGCCAAUUUCAAAACUGAGGUUAAAAUAUAGGACAACAUUUUUCUAAUUGUUUCAUCAUGAUAACAACUCAGUUACUAUGAAAAUUCAAGAACUCCGAGGCUUGAUGCAUUCCAUUGCAUGGCAAGCCAUAAGGCGAGCAGAUUAUGAAUUCCAAUUCAGUGACAAGAAACUAAGACACUCUGUGUACAAUUAAAAGGAGUCCUAAAUCAAGAACCAUUUUAAAUGCAGGGCUUAAUCAAGGUCUGCAUAAAGAUUUGUCACUCAGGUGCCAGUUGCCAUGGUUGUUGGUAUGUUCGCUGGGAAGUUGAUUUGCAGAUGUUUAGUCCCCUGUCCAGGUGACAUCUUUAGUGCUUUGGAGCCUCCUGUGAAGCGCUGCUGUACUGUGUCUUCUGGAAUUUAUUUGGUUCCAUUCCUGUUGCUUCUGGUUGCUGGUUCUGUU